UCACGACCGCCGUCUCCCCGCCGGCCUAUUAUAUAAUGGCGGCCUCCACUGUCCAGGACACCCAACUGCCAUUCCUCGCCCGCCAUGGCCAGUGCAAUCUCCGGCGCCGCAAAGCAGAUGCUCUCCUCCGUCACCGACACCGCAAAGGUCGCCGAUCUCCAAAGCGACACCAUCGACCCCAACGACAAGCCCAACAAGGGUCUCACCACUGACUACGGCAUUUAUGUCUCCGAUACCGACAAUUGGCUAAAAGCCCAGAAUGGCACGCAUGUCGGGCCCUCGCUCCUCGAGGACCAGAUCGCGCGCGAGAAAAUCCAUCGCUUCGACCACGAGCGCAUUCCGGAGCGUGUCGUGCACGCCCGAGGCACUGGCGCGCACGGCUACUUCAAGGUCUACGACGACCGCGCGACGAAGUACACCAGCGCCGGCGUACUCACCGACCCGUCGCGCACAACCCCCAUCUUUGUCCGCUUCUCUACCGUCCAGGGCUCGCGCGGAUCUGCGGACACUGUCCGCGACGUCCGUGGCUUCGCGACCAAGUUCUAUACGCAGGAGGGGGUUUGGGAUAUUGUCGGCAACAACAUACCUGUCUUCUUCAUCCAGGAUGCUAUCAAGUUUCCCGACUUCGUCCAUGCUGUCAAGCCUGAACCCCACAAUGAGGUGCCUCAAGGCCAGAGCGCUCACAACAACUUCUGGGACUUCGUUGGUUUACAGCCUGAAUCCGCUCACAUGGUGUUGUGGGCUAUGUCCGACCGUGGUAUUCCCAGGUCGUUCCGUAUGAUGCAAGGCUUCGGUGUCAAUACCUACACCCUCAUCAACGAGAAGCGCGAGACAUUCUUCGUCAAGUUCCACUGGAUUCCAGAGCUCGGCGUCCAUAGCUUUAUCUGGGAUGAGGCUCUGAAGGUCUGCGGUCAGGAUCCUGACUUCCACCGUAAGGAUCUCGAAGACGCUAUUAAGUCCGGUGCCUACCCCAAGUGGAAGUUCGGCAUUCAGGUUAUCCCCGAGGCGAACGAGCACGACUUCGACUUCGAUAUCCUCGAUGCAACCAAGGUCUGGCCUGAGGAACUCGUCCCUCUCGAGAUCAUCGGCGAGAUGGUGCUCAACAAGACCGUCGACGAGUUCUUCCCGGAGACCGAGCAGGUCGCCUUCUGCACUUCACAUAUCGUCCCGGGUAUCGGCUUCUCCGACGACCCUCUCCUUCAGGGCCGCAACUUCUCGUAUUUCGACACGCAGAUCUCCCGUCUCGGCGUGAACUGGGAAGAGCUGCCGAUCAAUCGCCCUGUGUGCCCUGUCAUGAACCACAACCGCGAUGGCGCCAUGCGUCACAAGAUCACCAAGGGCCAGGUCAACUACUGGCCCAACCGCCUGGGUGUCGGUGCCCCCGUGCCCACGAACCAAGGCGGCUACGCUGACGUUGCGACAAAGAUCCAGGGUAUCAAGCAGCGUGCGCGCGCUCCGAAGUUCCAGGAGCAUUUCAACCAGGCCCAACUCUUCUACAACUCGCUUGCGCCGCAUGAGAAGCAGCACCUGAUCAACGCGAUGUCGUUCGAGCUCUCGCACUGCGACGACCCGGUUGUUUUCGAGACCUACACCAAGCUCGCUGCCAACAUCGACUUCGAGCUCGCGAAGCAGGUCGCCAUCAACGUCGGCGGAGUUGUCCCCGACAGUCCCGCGCGCCCCAACCACGGCAAGGCGACUCCAACGCUCAGCCAGCUGUACUACGCGCCGAAGGAGCCCACGAUCGUCUCACGCCGCAUCGCCAUCCUCGUCGCGGACGGCUUCAAUCUCGCGGAAGUCGAGGCCCUGCGCGCAGCGUUUAAGGUCGGUCAGGCGACGACUUGGAUCAUUGGCCCGCGUCGUGGGUGGAUCUACCCUGCUGGCCAGGUCGCCGGCAAGGGUACUGGCGUGUGGGCAGACCACCACUACGAGGGCCAGCGCAGCACGCUGUUCGACGCGUUCGUCAUUCCGAGCGGUGCCGAGCACGCGCAGAAGCUCGCUCAAAAUGGGCGCUGCAUCCACUGGGUUCGCGAGGCGUUCGGUCACCUCAAGCCUAUUGGUGCUAUCGGCGAGGGCGUCGCAUUCUUGCGCGAGGCUGUACAGCUUCCGGGCGUGUCGUUCACGUCGGACCUGUCGAGCGACUCGGUGGUGAACUCGUAUGACGUGGUUACCGCCGGCAAGUACGACGUGGGCUCCGUCGCCGCGGAUACGCUCAAGAUUGCCCAAAGUGAGAAGGGCUUCGUGUCCAAUUUCGCCUAUGCAAUCAGCAAGCACCGCUGCUGGGACCGUGAAUCGGACGGUCUCGCGGCGAAGAUCGCUUUCUGAGGCUUGUCGCUGUGCUUGUCCUAGCAUGGGGUGCCGGCAUGACGACUCGGAGGGGAGAUCGCAAAUGCAAAAGUAAUAUGUACGAUUUACUAGCGAAGGACUCCGUAGCAUGUAGAGCUGUAUGUAUAACGCAUGUAUUGUCAAUGUUGUAUCAUAAUGUUAGUGUGCUUUCAUGCUUCUCAACUUC
Molecule: messenger RNA, 2509 nt
Organism: Fomitopsis serialis
Lineage: Eukaryota; Fungi; Basidiomycota; Agaricomycetes; Polyporales; Fomitopsidaceae
Product: catalase
Exons: 7
Coding region: 85-2322 (745 amino acids)
Biological process (GO): hydrogen peroxide catabolic process; response to oxidative stress
Cellular component (GO): cytosol
Molecular function (GO): heme binding; catalase activity
Source: RefSeq, a predicted model, not a curated record